Knipowitschia caucasica is the source of this 2640-nucleotide messenger RNA. Lineage: Eukaryota; Metazoa; Chordata; Actinopteri; Gobiiformes; Gobiidae. The record is from the annotation of a GenBank genome assembly.
AUGAACCACAGGGCACUGGCAGCUGACCACGACAGCCGUCCUGUGGGUUACACCGAGGGACGCCGCGCUCGCAGCAGAGACAACCUGCUUGAUGACUAUGGAGAGGAAAACUGCUACUACGGACGCUUCAUGGGGCCCAGCAGCUCGGAGAGGCAGCUCAUGGCUCGCCUCACUGCGGUUAAGCGGCGGCAGGCUCUGCGUGGUCAGGCCUACAUGUUUUCUGCUCCGUCCACCAGUUUGUCUGAGGUGGAAGAGCGCUUUCUUCAGUCGGCGGAGUACGGAAACAUCCCUGAGGUGCGCCGCAUGCUCCUGCACGUGCCUAAUCUAAACGUAAACGCUGUGGACUACAUGGGCCAGAAUGCACUGCAGCUCGCUGUGGCCAACGAACAUCUGGAGGUGACAGAGCUGCUGCUGGGGAGGGAGGACCUGGCCCGAGUGGGGGACGCUCUUCUGCUGGCCAUUAGUAAAGGUUACGUACGCAUCACCGAGGCUCUGCUUGCUCACCCCUCGUUUGAAGACACUCACCGUCUGACCGCGAGUCCAGCUCAAGCCGACAUGUUGGACGACUUCUACGCCUAUGAUGAAGACGGGACACGGUUCUCUCAUGAUGUGACUCCCCUGAUCCUGGCGGCCCACUGUCAGGAGUAUGAGAUUGUGCACACGCUGCUCAGUAAAGGUGCUCGCAUCGACCCUCCGCACGACUAUUUCUGCGGCUGCGACUCCUGCAACUACCAGCAGCAGUUCGACUCCUUCAGCCACUCUCGGUCUCGGAUCAACGCCUACAGAGGGCUGGCCAGUCCAUCCUACCUGUCGCUGUUCAACGAAGACCCAGUAUUAGCCGCACUGGAACUCAGCAAUGAGCUGGCCAUGCUGGCUAACAUAGAGAAAGAGUUUAAGAAUGACUACUGCCAGCUGUCGAGUCAGUGCAAAGACUAUGUGGUGGGUUUACUGGACCUGUGUCGCAGCACGGAGGAGGUGGAGGCCAUCAUGAGCGGAGAGACUGAUGCCGAGGACAUUUACGAGCUCCCGGUGCGACCGUCCCUCACUCGACUUAAACUCGCCAUCAAAUAUGAACUCAAAAAGUUUGUGGCCCAUCCAAACUGCCAGCAGCAGCUCCUGAGUAUCUGGUAUGACGACCUGCCUGGUCUGAGACAGCAGACCACCGCAGUCAAGCUCCUGGUGGUUUUUGCUGUGGCGAUGGGACUCCCUGUUCUCGCUCUGGCCUACUGGGUCGCCCCCUGGAGCAGAGCUGGGAAAGUGAUGCGGAGCCCUUUCAUGAAGUUUGUCGCCCAUGCUUCUUCUUUCACAAUCUUUCUGGGGCUUCUCAUCCUGAAUGCAGCUGACAGAUUUGCUGGGACCACUAUUAUGGCCAAUAUGACCCACCACGAGCUUCAGAACAGCCUCUGGUCAGACCCCCGGCUCCUGUACCGCUCCACCACCACCCCCUUCACCUGGAUGGAGAUUCUAAUACUGUCCUGGGUCAUCGGAAUGAUCUGGGCAGAGGUGAAGGAGAUCUGGAGCCAGGGUCCUGGGGAGUAUUUGGUCGAACCCUGGAACUUCCUGGACUUCGGGAUGUUGGCAAUUUUUCUGGCCUCUUUCAGCUGCCGUGCAUCUGCGCUGAGACAUGCUGACUCUGCCCAAUCCUUUGUCUAUAAACAUUACAGCACUUUGAGCAACGUGACGCUGCCCCCUGAGAUCCAAUACUUCAACCUGCCGCGUGUUUUGUGGGUGCCUUCCGACCCUCAGCUGGUCUCCGAGGGCUUGUACGCGGUGGCGGUGGUUCUGAGUUUCUCCCGAAUCGCCUACAUCCUCCCGGCCAACGAGAGCUUCGGCCCGUUGCAGAUCUCGCUGGGCCGGACGGUCAAAGACAUCUUCAAGUUCAUGGUCAUCUUCCUCCUGGUGUUUCUGGCCUUCAUGAUCGGCAUGUUUAACCUGUACUCUUACUAUCUGGGAGCCAAGCAGAAUGACGCCUUUACCACGCUGGAGGAGAGUUUCAAGACAUUGUUCUGGGCUAUUUUUGGGCUUUCGGAGGUCAGAUCUGUGGUCAUCAACAACGGACAUAAAUUCAUUGAGAACAUUGGUUACGUCCUGUAUGGUGUCUACAACGUCACCAUGGUGAUAGUGCUUCUCAACAUGCUCAUAGCGAUGAUCAAUAGCUCCUUUCAAGAGAUCGAGAAUGACGCAGAUGUGGAGUGGAAGUUUGCUCGAGCCAAACUGUGGUUCUCGUACUUUGAGGAGGGCAGGACGCUGCCUGUUCCCUUCAACCUGGUGCCCAGUCCCAAGACUGCACUGGGUCUGGUGACAUCGCUCCGAUCUCUGGUUUUCCAUCACAUGUUCGGACACAGCGAGGAGAAGACGGAAACACAACUCAACCAGCUUGGAGACAGCAAAUUGUCUGGAUAUAGUACUUCCUCAAGUCCAACGCGGUAUCAGAAGAUCAUGAAGCGACUCAUAAAACGCUAUAUCAUCAAAGCGCAGGCCGACAGAGAGAGCGACGAGAUCACUGAGGGAGAGCUGAAGGAGAUAAAGCAGGAUAUCUCCAGUUUAAGAUACGAGCUGCUGGAGGAUAAAUCUCUGAACAUGGAAAACCUGGAAGGACUUCUGCAGAGACUGGCUCAGACUGGAGCUACAUCUGCCUGA